Molecule: messenger RNA, 2247 nt
Organism: Aspergillus affinis
Lineage: Eukaryota; Fungi; Ascomycota; Eurotiomycetes; Eurotiales; Aspergillaceae
Exons: 2
Coding region: 1-2247 (748 amino acids)
Source: RefSeq, a predicted model, not a curated record
AUGUCUCUCGGCAGAUAUGCCUACAGGCGCACUAUCCAGCCUUCGUCCAAUGUUCUAAUUGAUCAUAUAUGGAUCAGCGAAGAUCUUCUUGCGUCUACCUUUCGGCGAUUCGCAAACGGCCAACGACGCUAUGAGAGCCGAGUGCCGGGGCCAAUGGAGGCGAGGAGGCGGUUGGCCAAACGACGGAAUACGGCAUUCGCUGGCAUAGCUGGGGCGGGAGCUUUGGAUGAUGUUGCGUGUUUGUUUGGGCGCAAUGGCCGGGAACAUAUGAAAUGGAGCGACAGCCAAUUGGGAAGAGCGACAUCCGAGACUCCGAAUUCUGACUUCUAUCGAUCCUCUUCGUCGUCCGCUUCUCCUCUUCCGUUUUACAGUGAGAAUAUCGAUUCAAGCGAGUCCUUCGGCCAGCCUCAUUGGCAGCGAGGCUCGGGUGCGCCGACAGACGAAGUCCACCGCGAAAUAAAUCUGAAAGAGGCGUUGCGGGGUUGUUAUACAGUCGCUGAGGUCAAAGAUGUGAUUCAGAACCUGGGCGUGGACCCUCAGAGGGACCCAGCCGCCAGCCGCCUGAUAUUCGAGCAUUUGUUGUCGCAUUCUAGCGAGCAUGAACUCAUCGUCUUUCUGAACGACAGAUCUUUGAAUAUUCCAGGGGCGGGGAAUUAUCUGGCUGCUGUCAAAGACCUGGAUUUUCGAGAGGCUGGUCUAACAGAAUUGCCGAUUCUUUGGGAUGUCGUCAUUAGAGCGUUGGAGCUCGGGCUCAUUCAGUCAGAUGAACUUACAGCAAUUGUCGAAAUUCUACCGAACCAAGUUGGGGAAGAAAGCAAUGAUACGGGCGUCUUAAUCGCGCUGUACCAGGAGAUGUGGGAUGCGAUUGGGAAGUGCGGUGUUUAUGGGCACAACGACUUGGACGAGGUAAUCGCUGAUGCGUGGCUUGAAAUCCUGGUGGAUAGCAACACGCCCGACGCCCUUCUUCUGGCGAAACAAAUUCUAGGUGCAACGCACCGGCGGAAUCUAAGAAUCUGUUCCUGGACUCCUUUGCUCAUUACACAGCAGCUGGAGGCAUCGUGUCGCGAAGCAGACAGCAAGUUUGUCAACACACUCUUCAGAAAGUUUACAGGAGACACGAAGCUGGAGAAUAUAAUCCAGGUUACGGAAUUCCUGGUAUCCUCGAAAAAGCAUGAUCUACUCGAAAGAUGGCAAGGCUGCUUGUGUGCCUCGGAGAAUACCCAUAAAAUGAUCUCCCCGCAGGUUUGGACCGAUGUUCGAGCCAUCGAAGACCCGGCCAGCACAUCUCAAAUUUCCUUUCAUCAUCAGAUCAUCCUGCGUCUUUGGGUGUUGAGAUCGCUUAGCAACAGCCUGGUCGGAGGACCACCCUGGAGACCCGGUACAGGAUGGACGGACUAUGUUGCUUACAGCCUUUUGAACAUCUACGGAGCUACCAAAAAGGGGGUCAACCUCGAUGACUUCAUGGAGAGCAUGAGGAAAGGAAUUCAUGACUUGGGUCUGCCAUUCAAUGGUCUACUCAUGUAUAUCUUUGACCUCAAACUGGGAAAGAAGGUGACCAAAGCGGCACGAAAGACCCUGCAGAGGCUAGAGGCCUCAGACAUACCUCUUGGGGAUUCAUUUGCAGACCUGCAAACAUACAACGCCAUGAAGCCGCACAUAUUCUCAGCUUUCGAAAGAACCGUGCGGCAAACGGACGUCACAGAUCCUUCAUUCAUCAAGCACAUGCUUCACAUUGUCCGAAAUGGAAACUCGCGGAAUACCUGGACAUUAAUUCGCCUCCUUCGAAGCCACACCCCCCUCAAAAUAUCGCUGUCCAAAUCGUAUCAACCCAUUCCAGAACCAUCCGAGAAAGCACUUGUGCGAUACUACGAUCAGCCUCGAAGCUCUGAUUGUCCUGACCCCCAUGCUGCGUUGGAAAUGGUCCAUUCACUGGCGACUUCCAUCUCAUGCUCCAGGAAUUUGAGUCCUUGCCGCGCCUACUCCUUGGUCCACUGGCUCUAUGUUUUCCUACUGAAGCAUGGCGCCCCAGUGAGGCCUGUUAUUGCGCGAGCAAUGUACCAUGCUGGUGUUGUGCGAUAUCGAAGGGAAGGCCUGCGCGUUUCACCGACGCAGUAUACGUACAUCAUGGAGGUUGUUAAGAAAUAUGAGGAUCCUGAAUUUGUGGAGGCCCUCGUGUAUACGCCGCAGGCAGGCGACAUGCAUGAAGAAUUGGGCGAUCUCGAAGAGAACGAAUAUAUCUACGGAUAA